UAGUAGUAUGGGCAGUUAAAGUUUAUUCUGUUAAACAAGAAUCUAAUAGUAUGGUGAUGAUUAUGUUUGUGCUGAUAUAUCCUAAAGAAAGAGAUCCUGAUAGUCGGGCUAUUUUUAAAAAAAAUUAUUAUUAUGCGGUUAGUGAAAUGGUCAUGCCUGAAACUUAUUGGGGUGUUAAAAGAAUGAUGGUAUUGACUUCAAUGCACAUUAAUAUUAAUAAAAUAUCUGAUUCAAAUAAUUGCCUGUUAAAGGUUUCUGUAAUUGAUAUUGCUCAGAAUAAGGCUGAGAUACUUCUAAAUAAUGAGAAUGCUAUUGUUAAAACUUUGAUGAAUGACUAUACUACUGAAAAUAUUAGUUUUAUAGUUAAUGUUGUGUUCCCAUAUUCUAAUUCUCAUUUUCUACAUUUUAACAAUUCUAUUCAGCCAAAUGAGUCUUUACUUUUUGUUGUGUUAGUUGAAAUUGCUAAGAAUUUGCUAGGAGUUAGUGAUUUAAAAUUCACAGAAACUUAUGAUAGUGGAAGUAAAUUGAAGAAUAAUAGUAAAAAGACCAGUAUGUAUUUUGAAGAAAUCGAUAAAAUUAGUAGUGAUCAAGAAAGUGAUGGUAAGAAUAAUAAUACAGAAAUAGUUUCUAAUCAUGAUCAUGGUUAUAGUUACAGUUGUGAUCAUG
Racocetra persica is the source of this 666-nucleotide messenger RNA. NCBI's taxonomy places the organism in Eukaryota, Fungi, Glomeromycota, Glomeromycetes, Diversisporales, Gigasporaceae. The record is from the annotation of a GenBank genome assembly.